Molecule: messenger RNA, 1167 nt
Organism: Populus nigra (black poplar)
Lineage: Eukaryota; Viridiplantae; Streptophyta; Magnoliopsida; Malpighiales; Salicaceae
Exons: 2
Coding region: 194-925 (243 amino acids)
Molecular function (GO): zinc ion binding; nucleic acid binding
Source: RefSeq, a predicted model, not a curated record
UCCUAGUCUAGAAGACCCAAAGUUUACACUUUGGGAUGAAGAAGACUCCAUGAUUAUGUCAUGGCUGUGGAACUCUAUUAUGCCAGAAGUUUGUGGGCCUUAUAUGUUUCUGGUUACAGCAAAAGACAUAUGGGAUGCAGUGAGAUAGACCUACUCUAAAGUGAAGGAUGCUGCAUUAAUCUAUGAGAUUAAGAUGAAGCUUUCAAUGACCAAACAAGGUAAUAUGAUGGUUAUUGAAUAUUACAAUACUAUGAAAAGUUUCUGGUUGGAAUUGGACUAUUAUCAGGAUUUUAAGAUGCAAUGUAGUGAGGAUGCUGUGAUUUUAAAGAAUUAUGUAGAAAGAGAAAGGAUCUUUGAAUUUCUUGCAGGACUCAACAUAGAAUUUGAUCAAAUGCGAGUCCAAAUACUUGGAAAGGAAUCCCUGCCCUCACUCAAUGAGGUAUUUUCAAUAAUAAGGGCUGAAGAAGGAAGGAGAACUGUGAUGCUUGAGGUUCCAAAUACUGAAGGUUCUGCUAUGAUGAUAACUAAUAGUAGAAACCUAAGUGAUGCUAGCAGAAACCAAAGUGAUGCCAUGAAUGGUGCAGAAGUGGUGAAGACUGAAGGGAGAAAAUUCUUUAAGGAUGAUCAGUUUUGUAACUAUUGCAAGAAAACAGGUCAUACAAAGGAGACCUGCUGGAAACUCCAUGGAAAACCACCAAGGAUGGGGCGUAAUGGAGGACAAAAAUGGAACCAUUCAAGAGGACAUGCACACUUAACAAAUUCAGAAGAGGCAGCACAUGAGUCCAGCACCCUAGAGGUGAGAGAAUUCAACAAAGAGGAGAUUGAACGCCUAAGAACCUUACUCAACACAAUGGAGAAACCAUCUGGAUCAUGCUCUCUUGCUCAAAAUGGACCUAGCUACGGGGAGGACGAUUGGGCAAGCUAGAGUCAAGGAUGGGCUGUACAUGCUUGGAGUGCAAGGCAGCAGUAGUAACUCCCCUUCUCUAUCAUUCAUUUCAGUUAAUUCUAAUAAAAUUGAUGUUUGGAAUCAUCAUCGUCGUUUAGGACAUCUAUCAUUUAAGACUCUUAGGAACAUGUUUCCAUCUUUAUUUAAAAAUCUUGAUGUUGAACAAUUUCAUUGUGAAAUCUGUGAAUUUGCAAAGCACCAUAGAGUGCCUUUUCCUAUAA